This is a messenger RNA of Talpa occidentalis (Iberian mole), 1504 nucleotides long. RefSeq names its product E3 ubiquitin-protein ligase TRIM38-like. Gene Ontology annotation, molecular function: protein binding; zinc ion binding. The coding region runs from base 20 to 1411 and encodes 463 amino acids. The record is from RefSeq and is a predicted model, not a curated record. Lineage: Eukaryota; Metazoa; Chordata; Mammalia; Eulipotyphla; Talpidae. The transcript has 6 exons.
GAGCUUUACAGAAAAAGCCAUGGCCUCAGCCCCUACUACCAAGAAGAUGAUGGAGGAAGCCAUGUGCUCCAUCUGCCUACAGCUAAUGACAGAGGCCGUGAGCAUCGACUGUGGGCACAGUUUCUGCCGCCAGUGCAUAGAGGACACGUUUAGGGAAAAAAAUCCUAUUGAAUCAUACCAGGAAAAGUUUACCUGUCCCCUGUGUCGAAAACCAUUCCAAAGAGAGAGUCUCCGGCCCAACAAACAACUGGAAAACCUCAUUGAAAGCAUGAAGGAGCUGGAAUGUGAGAGGCUGUGUGAAGAACACGGGGAGCAGCUCCGCCUGUUCUGUGAGGACGAUGGGAGGCUCAUCUGUUGGCGCUGUGAGCACUCCCCCCAGCACAGAGGACACAGCAUAGAACUUGUGGAGGAGGCAGCCCCAGGUUUCAGGGAAAUUCUCCAGAUAGUUCUGACAGACAUGAGGGAACAAGAAAACCAAUGUCAGAGUCUGAAGUUAGCCACAAAAGAGCAAACAAGGCAAUGGAAGGAGAAGAUAGUGCAUGAGAGAAAGAAAAUCCAGUUUGAAUUUGAUAAACUCUACAACUUCCUCCAUGGAGAGGAGAUGUGGUUUCUGUGGAGACUGGAAGAAAAAAAAGAGCAGACUCUCAGGAGUCUGAAGGACAGUGAGGCGAGUCUGGAAAAGCAGAGCCAGGAACUCAAAAGCUACAUCCGGGAACUAGAGAAGAAAUGUCAGCAAUCAGCCCAAGAUUUGCUGCAGGACAUGAGAGACACCUUGGGUAGGAGUUCGGCUGUGGAGCUGAAAGUACCAGAGGCUGUGUCUUUGGAGCUUCAGACUGUGUGCAAUGUUUCUGAGCUUUACUUGGAUUUGAAGAAAAUGUUAAAGAGCUACCAAGUCUGUGUGACUCUGGAUCCAGAUACAGCUCAUACUGACGCAAUUAUCUCUGAGAAUCGAAGACAAGUGACCUAUGGAGGGCCCCAGUUGAACCUUCGAAAUUCUCUAAGAUAUCUUGACCUACCCUGGGUCCUUGGCUGUGAGCGCUUCACCUCAGGAAGACAUUACUUUGAAGUGGAUGUGGGAGAAGAUUCUGGGUGGGAUUUAGGAGUCUGUCUGGAAAAUGCACCCAGACGUGCUCUCAUGAGUCUGCAACCUACGUCUGGAUUCUGGGUCAUCAGAUUGUGGAAAGGGAAAGAGUAUGUAGCCCUUACCAAUCCCCCAACUUCCCUUCCUCUGAAGGAGCAAAUCUGGGUUUUGGGGGUUUUUGUGGACUGUGAGGCCGGACGUGUGUCCUUUUACAACGUGACAUGUACUGUCUCCCACAUCUUCACCUUUCCAAGGGCCUCCUUCUCUGAUACUCUCCGGCCCUUUUUUGGUGUUUCUCAAGGUUGCACUUUAUUCCUAAAUUCACAAUAACAGUAAAGAAAGGAAUAGGUUUCUGUAGCCUCCUUCUUGGUGUAACCAUCCUAGAGAAUAUAAUAAAAGUUCCAUCAGGGAAGAAACUUGGUC